This is a messenger RNA of Papaver somniferum (opium poppy), 585 nucleotides long. RefSeq lists its product as uncharacterized. Bases 1 to 585 code for a protein of 194 amino acids. The transcript has a single exon. Gene Ontology annotation, molecular function: RNA-DNA hybrid ribonuclease activity; nucleic acid binding. The record is from RefSeq and is a predicted model, not a curated record. Lineage: Eukaryota; Viridiplantae; Streptophyta; Magnoliopsida; Ranunculales; Papaveraceae.
AUGUGGCAUGUCUGGAAGACUAGAUGCGUGAAAGUUUUUGAUGGAAAGCAUUUGCAUCCUACAAGUGUUAUAAAACAGAUUUUUACAUUUUCCCAUCAAAAUAACAUAUGCAUAAACACUGGUCAUAACAGGGAUAGACAAGAGUCUAGAGAUCUAACUCCUCAGCAUUGGAGUUCUCCCCUUUUAAAUUGGAUUAAGAUGAACAUUGAUGUUUCCAUGUUGCCUAAUAUUAAUUUUGUUGGUUUGUCUUUUGUUCUUCGUAAUCACAUAGGAUCUUUCUUGGAAGCCAUGGCCAUCACAUUAAUAGCUAGAGAUAUUUUCCAAGCUGAAGAUAUUGCUGUGUUACAAGCCAUCAGAUGGAUUGCAGAAAGGAACUUCAGCAAAAUUAUUCUAGAAGGGGAUAACAAAAUCAUUAUCGAAGCUUUAAACUCAGGAAAGUUAGAAGGUGUGAAAUGGGAGGAUCAUUCAAUGUCGUUGGAAUGUCUAAGUCUGAUCAAUAAGUUGCAUGACUUUCAAGUCCAGUUUCAUCCUAGAAGAGGGAAUAGGGUAGCUGAUGCCUUGGCCAAAUACGCAAGGAACAAUUAG